CGCCAAUGGCGUUGGGUGCGUCACAUGGUUCGCUCCGCCGGCGAUAUUCGAGCUUGACGGCUCGGGAUUGGGCGGAGCGGGGUCAGCGGAAUGGGGUGUUAUGCCCUUGCGAAGUGCAGGCGUGUUGUGUAGCUGGCGAUAGUAGACUUUCACUGAGGUUUCGCAUCGCAGAUUUCUAGGGUUUGAAGAAGGUGAUUGGGUGCGGAGAGCGGUGGAGGCUAUGAUAGUGGGCAGGAGAGUGGUGGUGGUCGUUGGUGAGCGGAGAAGAGAGCUAGCAGCCCGGGAGCUUGUUCGAGAGAGCAUGGCGAGUGGAGAGAUGGAGAGAUGGAGACGGCAAUGGAAGGGAAUUGGAGUAUGUUGCGUGUGUGUUAUAUAUAGUAAACCCUUGCUAAGGUGAGGGAAUAGUGGAUAUGGGAAUUGUGAGGUGGUGUGAGAGAGAGUGUGUGUGUGUGAGUUGAGAGAGAGAGUUGAGUGAGAGCGCAAGUGGUCUGAUAAAUAUGCGGCGGAGUGGUGUGAUGUUGACAAUGCCGAAUCCUGACGCCACAACCGUAGGUCAUAAAUACAACAGGACAAUCACCAACCGUCUCUAUUAUUCAUCGCCUUUUGAAAUUACCACAGGCUGAAUAUCUGUGUUUGUUUAAAACAUAUAUAUGGGUUUUAAAUAAAUAGCCAAAUCUUCAAUUCCUCAUUCUUAUGGCAUUCCUGGUACAAUAGUUCCCACCCGUUACAUGAGCACUGAGUUGAGAUCUUAAACCAGGACAAGUUCCAUAUAAACUCGCGAGGAAUAUAUAUAUAUGUACAUAUGUAUAUCUGCUUGAACGUGCUCCCUGCCUCUUUUGCGUUGCUAUUUCUUCUGAAUAUUAUCCUUGGAAGCCGCCCGAUAGAACUUAAACACCCCAUUCGUGGACAUCCAGAGCUUGCCUUUACACUGCGCCUUCAUGUAUAGACUCGUUCGCCCGAUCUAUGCAUAUGAGCAGACUCUACUUAUCUGCCAACUUUAAGAAUACCUUGCACACUCCCUCCAGUCCCGCCAGCCGCUGUUUCGUCUUCCAUUCCCACAGCAUAACAAUGACCUCCACAAACACGAACACGCAGUGCGGGGCCAGGCCAUCACAGCAGAACCAAAACACCGCUGGCAAGCGCGGUGGCAGCAAGCCACGGCUAACCCAUUUCCUCUGCCUGCCCUUGGUAAACUCAACCUCUAUUCCACAGCUAGUAUCCUCCCUAUCAGAAUUUCGAGAUUCCAUCCCACUCGUACCCCCACCUGUCUCCGCCCGAGUAGCAGCUUCGGCACAGCUCCCUGACACACCCCUUUUCCCUGAUGGAGCACUGAGACCGCUGGGCACUCUGCAUCUGACUCUUGGGGUCAUGAGUCUGCCUACUAAGGAGCGUCUAGAGGAAGCGCUGGCGUUUCUUCAGUCCUUGGACCUUGAGUCGAUGUUGCGAGAAGCAGAGAUCCAGGCGAGGGCUGCAGCAACGAGAGAGGACAGUAUAUCGAAUAAUACUCCUGCUGUUGGUUCAGCACCGCAACCGCUUUUUAUUAAUCUAAUAUCUCUACAUGCCCUUCCCAAGGCCAAAGCUGCCACCAUUCUUCACGCCAAGCCCGUUGACAGCACGUCUCGUCUGUACCCAUUAUGCGUCAGUUUGCGGAAUAAGUUUAUUGAGGCGGGUUUUAUACAGCAGGAGACGAUCAAGCGCUCUCCUAGAUCCAAGAACAAAGCCAGUGAGCUCACCGGUAAGGACAAUGCGGGUGGCGGAUCGGAUUCUCAGGGUUCCACGGGAGACCAUGGGGGCAAUAAUGAUAAUAGCGGUAAUGUCGGCGCAGCCUCGUUGCCAAUUCAAGGAGAAGCAACAGCAGCAUCGUCGGAUGGAAAACGGGUAAAACCACGUCCGCUCCUUCUGCACGCCACGAUUGCAAAUACGGUCUAUCUACCCCGGCGCAAGCAGCGAGGUGCGAAACGCAAGGAAACGCUCAAGUUCGACGCACGGCCGCUUCUGGUGAAAUUUGGCGAUUAUGUACCCCCGACUGUAGAUGUAGAUGUCAGUGAUCAUGAGCCUGCAGAAAGUCAGAGCUGGAACUUAUCGUUAGAGGUUGAAGAGGUUGAGGAGAAGGAAAAGAAAGAGGAGGGGGAAGGGGAAGUAGAGGUAAAAGAGAAAGAUGUACAGGUGCAGAAAGAGAGAAAAGCGCCUUUUGUCUGGGCGAAGGAUAUUCCCAUUGAUCGUGUUUGUAUCUGCGAGAUGGGCGCGAAGCCGGUGCCUGAUGAUGGUGCGAAUGGUGGGCCAUUGUUGGGGGAGGCCUAUGUCAGUGUCGGGGAGAGAAGUUUGGUAUUUGCGCCGCAGAUGAGGGGAGAUGGAGAUGGAGAUGGCGACGGAGAUAAUGGAGACGCGUGCCGAUCGGAGGAUGGGGGUGUUAGUUUAGCUUAGCCGGUGUGGUUCUGGUUCUACGGGAUGAUAUGUGGUGGGAAUAUUCCAAAGGCUUUGUGAAAAAGUUAGAUGUCCGUAUAUGUAGAGGAGCAGGGCUGAGUUGGAAUACCUGAGUAUCAGCCAGAAUAUAUAUGUAUGAAUCAAUUGUUUAUAAAUGGCUACAAAACAUUGUCAAUAAAAAGCAACCUAGAGCGCCUAUUCCAAUCCGUUGGUAUACCGUAAGAUAGCUUUAGAAGACACAAAAUGCGAAAGAAAAGAAGGGAAAAAAGAUUCCACGGAAUUUAUACACCGUGCAACGGAAUAGGGCCACCAUUUUGCCCCUUUGAAAGGAUAACAAGAAGUAAAAAGAAUAAAAAUGAUAAAUGAUAAAAGCAAUAAAAAUGGGCAGUCUUU
This is a messenger RNA of Blastomyces gilchristii SLH14081, 2817 nucleotides long. RefSeq lists its product as uncharacterized. The coding region runs from base 964 to 2424 and encodes 486 amino acids. The record is from RefSeq and is a predicted model, not a curated record. Gene Ontology annotation, biological process: DNA alkylation repair; regulation of DNA-templated transcription. Gene Ontology annotation, cellular component: nucleus. The transcript has a single exon. Lineage: Eukaryota; Fungi; Ascomycota; Eurotiomycetes; Onygenales; Ajellomycetaceae.